This is a messenger RNA of Sphaerodactylus townsendi, 2655 nucleotides long. It is a transcript of the gene CCDC181, whose product is annotated as coiled-coil domain containing 181. The record is from RefSeq and is a predicted model, not a curated record. Bases 344 to 1942 code for a protein of 532 amino acids. Gene Ontology annotation, molecular function: microtubule binding. NCBI's taxonomy places the organism in Eukaryota, Metazoa, Chordata, Lepidosauria, Squamata, Sphaerodactylidae. The transcript is spliced from 6 exons.
GUUACAGUUCUGAGUUCAGAAAAGUAGGGCAGUGGCUGACUCCGGAGGGAGGCUUCGUUUCCCCGCUCCAGGAUAGAUUAUUUGGCUGCUUUACAACGCCAGGGUGUGAAGAGAGGCAGAUGCUCUAUGUGGGUGCAUAACUAUGUCCCAAGUUUUAAUAACUGAGUGGGGCAGGUAGAGUUCAGAAAGCGGCACUUGGCUUCUUUUCCUGCUCAUUUCAAGUGGCACCCUCUGCCCAAGAGGGAGGAAGGGAGAUAGCACUCGUGUUUCACUCUCUGAGAGCAAGAAAGAACAGAUCCACCCGCAUUUUUUUGGAUCAGGUUUACUUUAAGAAACAUCCACAAUGAGUUGCAAGAAAGACACUGGUGAAUCUGCUGACAGUGGAGAUUCCACAGAAACUGGAGAAUAUGAAGAUGACUUUGAAAAGGACCUUGAGUGGCUAAUUAAUGAAGAGGAAAAAGGUAGCGUUGAUGACUCACAGAAUCAUGAAGACAAUGAAGAGGUGGCUGAGGCAAGUAUUAAUGAAGAAGAUAGCAAAGAAAGAAUACGUUCUUCAAAAAAUUCUCCUGAACCUGAGGAGGCUAUGAAGGGUGAGAAGGGGAAUUCUUCAAAGGAGCCUCCAGAUCUUGAAGAAGCUGUGAAGGGUGAAGAGAUGCAAAAUCAAGCAAAAUCUGAACCUGAGUGUCCCAUGAAUUGGCUGGAGCAAGUAUCUGAUACCGAUAGCGAAACCUCCUGUCAGGAAUCAAACCGGGAGGACUUGGAUGAGGAUGAUGAAAAAAUAAAGCGUUACAUCUUGGAAAAAAUUGAAGAAGCCAACAAGCUUCUGUUGUCACAGGAACCUUUGGAUGAAACGAAAGAGAAGAAACUGAAAUUCAAGGAUCAUCUGGUAGAUCUUGAAGUCCCUCCUCUGAAUGCUAUUGAAAUUGAUAAAAAUGAUCCUCACCGAGAAAGGGACAUUUCAGGUAGGCUGUCUCAGUUCCACAUUUCUAAUGAACCAGAACGAGAGGAGAUACCUUUUCCUCUAAGCAGUUCUUUGGAUGAUGAACACAAGGAUGGCAAAAUCUUAGUAGAAAGAGAUGGGAAGUUUGAACUCCUGAGUAUACGUGACAUUGAAAGCCAGGGCUUCUUCCCACCACUCAGUGUUUCUUUUAGUGACAUUGAAGCGCAGCAUGUUUCUCCUAAAACUUCUCAUGCUGCUGUUUUUGGCACUUUCUGCUUAACAAAAGAAGAGCCUCUUAUACGGUCAUCUGCAACAUCUUGCUCUCCUUCCAAGGACAGCUUCCUUUAUUUCCCUCAACCGCCCCCCAUUCGUCCAAGCUCUGCUAUCAACAUUACGAGGGAUGUGGAAAGAGGGAAAAGUCCACGCAGGGUGCAGUCUGCAAAUAUGGGGGUAAGAAGUUCUACAUACUGUCUGUCACCAAGACAGAAAGAACUGCAAAAGCAAAUGGAACAAAGAAGAGAGAGGUUAAAGAAACAGGAAGAAGCACGUAAAAGAGAACAGGAGGUGGAGAAACGGAAAGAAAAUGAUACGGUUUUCAAUGCUUGGCUGGAGAAGAAAAAAGGACAAAUGCAAGAAGAGAGACGAAUUCAACGUGCAAAAGCGCUGGAAGGUUUGAACAGCAGGCAGGAUAGCAGAAAUCCAGAUGAAGCUUUCAGGUUGUGGCUUAAAAAAAAACAGCGAGACCAGGUGAAAGAAAAACAGCUCGAAAACCAGAAGCAGCAGGAGGAGUGCAUGUUCUUCCUUCCUAGAACUGCAGAAAAUGAAAAAGCUUAUAAACAAUGGCUAAGAAAGAAAAGGCGAGAAAAGCGAGCUGAGGUACUGGCUUCCAAAGAGCGAUCGAAACAGUUACGGCAGGAAGCCCGAAGAGCAAAACAAAUAGAGAACAUCCUGUGUUCUAUUUCUGAACCCAAAUCACUUCGCUUCACUGACCAGUACAGCUGAGGUUUAGUCACCAGGUGCCUAGAAUUUGUCUCACUGAGUACCUUUUAUAUCUUGAGUUACUAUCUCCUGGAAGCAGCUUCUCCAUAUCAUAAUCCUUCAAUAAUGUCUUAAUUUUUGCAGUGAUUUUACACGCCCCUGUCCCCAUAGUAGUGUAUUUGCGAGUGGCUUGGUUUUCACUUCCACAAAAUAAACAGCCAUAUGGCAAUUGCAGCAUAAAUCAUUUUAAAAUAACUUGUCUUAGAUACACUCAUGUCAAGUCAAACAUCUUUUGGCUCAACACCUAAAAGACUGGAUUCCACAUCCAUAUGCUGAUAGUUCACUCAUAACUGUCACAGCACCAUCUAAUUAAGGGCAGAUGUAGUCAUUCUGUGACCAUACUUCUGUUCUAACAGGAACAAAGACUGUGUAAUACUUUUUAUUAGGAGCAACCAUAAUGACUUUUGUUUCUCCCGAACUCGUCAGACUGGUUAUUACAGAAAUAAGGGUAGUGGAGGAGACAGAAACAGAUAUCUCAGAGUUGGCUUUUAUAUUUCCAGUAGGAGCCCUUUAUUCAACUUCUUAUGCCAAGGAUACUGGCAAGACAAGGUCUUAAGAGCCAUGUCCUCAGACAUCUGCUCCCAACAGCCAGCUAAAGAGUCAUUGAGGACUUGGAAGCUUUCAGUGUUUUUUGUCAUUUUGGUUUCUCCAAUAAAAGACAGUAUGUUGCGUCUGUA